Messenger RNA from Tarenaya hassleriana, 1300 nucleotides. RefSeq names its product ubiquitin-like-conjugating enzyme ATG10. Gene Ontology annotation, molecular function: Atg12 transferase activity. Gene Ontology annotation, biological process: protein modification by small protein conjugation; protein lipidation; macroautophagy. The record is from RefSeq and is a predicted model, not a curated record. Lineage: Eukaryota; Viridiplantae; Streptophyta; Magnoliopsida; Brassicales; Cleomaceae. Bases 313 to 1029 code for a protein of 238 amino acids. The transcript is spliced from 7 exons. Gene Ontology annotation, cellular component: intracellular anatomical structure.
CGUCAUAUUUAAAAUUUAAUCCAAAUCGGUUUAAUAUACGAACUAACCGAUUUUAACCAAAGGACAAAAAAAAGAGAGAGAGAGAAUGAAAUCCCUACAAAAAAUUCCCUUUCUUUAACCUGGCAUUAUCGCGAUUGCCCAGAGAGAAAACCCUAAAAAAUUUGACCCCCUUCUCCAAGUCCAUUCAACCGGCGACGAACCCUCACACCGGUGAUUCCACUGGCGACGAACCCCCCUUUCCCUAGUUUCUCCUCUUCUUUCGCUGUUCUUCUUGUGUCGGUGGUCAUCUCCUUGGUGUGCUCUGAGGCUGCAAUGGCUUCGACGCGAGAAAUUGUGAAUUGUUCAUCUUGGGAUGGUAGGCUCACACCUGAUACCUUCGCCAUAGCCGCUCGAGCUUUUGCUGAUAAUUGGAGAAGACAUAACCAAUCAUACCCUCCAUGGUCUUGGGUUCCUCUCAAGAUUCGAAAUUUAAUGGGUCCUAAGAAGGAGGAAGGUUACUUGUCGCUUGAGAAGAUCUGUGUCUUCAGGUCACUUGAGAGUGGUGACGAGGAGGAUAAUUCUCUAAAUGCAGCCGCUGAUUCCUUGGAGAAAGAUGAGUUAAUUGAUCACGCAAUACUGGUCCAAAACCAACAAAAUGAAGCACAUUACUAUGAUUUCCAUAUAGUUUAUAGUGCAUCAUAUGGGGUUCCUGUCCUUUACUUUCGUGGAUAUUGCAGUGAUGGGCAACCUGUCUCUUUGGAUGCUAUUGAAAAAGAUCUGCCUACAUGCUCUACCAGUCUCUUGGUGGAAUCUAAGUGGACAUUCAUAACUCAAGAGGAGCAUCCGUACUUGAACAGGCCAUGGUUUAAGUUGCACCCUUGUGGGACUGGUGAAUGGACCAAGCUGCUUUUCCAAAGUGGCAGUUCGAAUUCGAAUGAACACAGGAGGCCAGUUGAAUUGUACUUGGUGUCAUGGUUCUCUGUUGUCGGCCGGGUGGUUGGUCUUAAGGUUCCUCUCAAAAUGAUGAAUGACCUAUCCUGUGGAACCUAACCAGAGGAUGUUACCAAUAUGGUCUUCCUCAAACAGUUGAAGCAUUUGUUUAGAGGGUUUUCAGUGUUACAGCCGAAAAAAAGUCCUUGCAGUUUCUGAGAUUUUUCCUCAUUCUUCUAAGAUGGAUAACUAGUAGAGUUGCUAGGAUCGCUUCUGUCACUAUUUAACUCUUCUAUGCAGUAUAUGAAUGUGGUCGCCUAACAUUGUAACUUGAUAUUCAUCCUGCAUCCAUUUAUCAUAAGUGGUCCAAUUCAGGAACACAUUUUAUCUC